AUGGUAACUACACGCAAACAAGCUGAUCAACUCACCCAAGAACAAAUUGCUGAAUUCCGUGAAGCCUUCAACCUCUUUGACAAAGACCAAGAUGGUUCUAUAUCUACAAAAGAGCUUGGCACCAUCAUGCGUUCCUUAAACCUGAAUCCUACCGAAGCUGAGCUUCAAGAUAUGAUCAAUGAAGUUGACAGUGAUGGUAAUGGCCUUGUUGAUUUCUCUGAAUUCUUGACCAUGAUGGGAAGAAAAAUGAAGGACGCUGACUCUCAAGAGGAAAUUGAAGAAGCCUUCAAAGUGUUUGAUAAGGAUGGUAAUGGAUACAUCUCUGCUGCCGAGUUACGUCACGUCAUGACUUCUCUUGGUGAAAAAAUGACUGAAGAAGAAGUUGAUGAAAUGAUUCGUGAAGCUGAUGUAGACGGUGAUGGUCAAAUUAACUAUCAAGAAUUUGUCAAGAUGAUGAUGUCUAAAUAA
Rhizopus microsporus ATCC 52813 is the source of this 468-nucleotide messenger RNA. RefSeq names its product EF-hand. Lineage: Eukaryota; Fungi; Mucoromycota; Mucoromycetes; Mucorales; Rhizopodaceae. Gene Ontology annotation, molecular function: enzyme regulator activity; calcium ion binding. The coding region runs from base 1 to 468 and encodes 155 amino acids. The transcript has 6 exons. The record is from RefSeq and is a predicted model, not a curated record.